UCUGGCCUCUUCCAGCCUCUUAUUGGAUUGCAUUCCCGUCACUCAAAGUCAGAGAGGUGGGCUCUUAGGCCCUAUCCAAUCGGGGAUGGUUCAAUAUGAACUGUCCAAUCAGAUGCACAGCCAGAAAGAAGAAGGCACCGGGAAUUCUGAGCGAUUUGUCACUUGAGCUGGGCUGUGAGCUGUGGGGUCCUCUUCACCGGUUUCAUUCCUGGAGAUCCCAAGUGUCUGUGUAGCAGCCUCUGUCACCCUGUGACUGCAGGUACUGGGAGAUCUGUAGGGAGGAUAUCGGGACAUCCUGGGAGCUGGGAAAUGGGAGUGUUGACAUUUAAGGACGUGUCUAUUGAAUUCUCUGUGGAUGAGUGGGCCUGCCUGGACCCUGCUCAGCAGCAUUUGUAUCGGGAAGUCAUGAUAGAGACCUACAGAAACCUGGUCUUCCUGGGUCUUGCUGUCUCUAAGCCAGACCUCAUCACCUGUCUGGAGCAAAGCAAAGGACCCUGGAAGGUGAAGACUCAGCCGACACUAGUCAAGCACCCAGCUCUAUAUAAUCAUUCUACGCAAGAGCUGGACACAAAUAUUUUAUUUCCAGAGAUGAUCCUCAGCAGAUAUCAAAGCUGUGGCCCUGAGAAUUUAAACUUAACAAAAGACUGGGAAGGUGUGUAUGAGUGUAAGAAGCAGAAAGUAUGUUACAGUGGACAUGACCAAUGUUUAACAGCUACCCAUGGCAAAGUCUUCCAAUGUAGUAAAUGUUUGAAUGUCUUCAGACAGUUGUCAAAUCUAAAUAGACAUAAGAUGAUACAUACCUUAGAGAAAACUUUGAAAUGUAAAAAGUAUGGGAAAGCCUCUAAGCUCUGCUCACACUUCACAGAACAUAAGGUAACAAAUACUGGAGAAAAACAAUACAAAUGCAAAGAAGGUAGCCAAGUCUUCCAAUCUUGCUCAAGACUCCAUACUGGAGAGAAACUCAACAAGUAUGAAAAUGAUGGCAAAAGUCUUAGCCACAGAUCAAAGUGUUAUAACCAUAAGAUUUUGAAUACUGGAGAAAAAACCUACAAAUAUAAGGAAUGUGACAAACUUACCAAGCAGUAUUCACACAUUUAUGGCCAUAAAAGAAUUCAUUCUGGAGAGAAAUGCUACAAAUGUCAAGACUGUGGCAAAGCCUUUAAACAUUACUCAAGCCUUUCCGUUCAUAAAGUACUUCAUUCUGGAGGGAAACCCUACAAAUGUGAAGAAUGUGGCAAAGCCUUUAUCAGGCACUCACUCCUCUCUAGACCUCAAAGAUUUCAUUCAGGAGAAAAACCUUACAAAUAUCAAGAGUGUGGCAAAGCCUUCAAACAGUACUUAAGCCCCUCUGUACAUCAUAGAAUUCACUCAGGAGAGAAACCCUACAAAUGUCAAGAAUGUGGCAGCGCCUUUAAUAUUAGUUCAUCCUUUACUAAAAGUAUUCACUCUGGAGAGAAACUCUACAAAUAUGAAGAAGGUGGCAAAGCCUUUAACUGGCACUCACACCUUUCUGAACAUCAAAGAAUUCAUUCUGGAGAGAAACCCUACAAAUGUCAAGAAUGUGAAAAAUUCUUUAACCAGCACUCACAUCUUUCUACACAUCAAAGAAUUCACUCUGGAGUAAAACCCUACAAAUGUCAAGAAUGUGGCAAAGAGUUUAAGCUGAACUCACACCUUUCUAGACAUCAAAGAAUUCACUCAGGAGAGAAGCCCUACAAAUGUUCAGAAUGUGGCAAAGCCUUUAACCAGCACACAAACCUUUGUAGACAUCAAAGAAUUCAUUCUAGAGAGAAACCCUACAAGUGUCAAGAAUGUGGCAAAGCCUUUAAUCAGCAUUCACACCUUUCUGCACAUCAAAGAAUUCACUCAGGAGAGAAACCCUACAAAUGUCAAGAAUGUGGCAAAGCCUUUAACUGGUGCUCAGAACUUUCUGUACAUCAAAGAGUUCACUCUGGGGAGAAACCCUACAAAUGUCAAGAAUGUGGCAAAGCCUUUAGGUUGAACUCACACCUUUCUAGACAUCAAAGAAUUCACUCUGAAGAGAAACCGUAUAAAUGUCAAGAAUGUGGCAAAGCUUUUAACCAGCAUUCACACCUUUCUGCACAUCAAAGAAUUCAUUCUGGAGAGAAACCCUAUCAAUGUCAAGAAUGUGGCAAAGCCUUUAACUGGGGCUCAGACCUUUCUAUACAUCAAAGAGUUCACUCUGGGGAAAAACCCUACAAAUGUCAAGAAUGUGGCAAAGCCUUUAAGCUGAAGUCACACCUUUCUGUACAUCAAAGAAUUCAUUCAGGAGAGAAGCCCUACAAAUGUCAAGAAUGUGACAAAGCCUUUAAUCAGCACUCACACCUUUCUAUACAUCAAAGAAUUCACUCUGGAGAGAAACCCUACAAAUGUCAAGAAUGUGGCAAACCCUUUACCUGGUGCUCAGACCUUUCUGUACAUCAAAGAAUUCACUCUGGGGAGAAACCUUACAAAUGUCAAGAGUGUGGCAAAACCUUUAAUGUUAGUUCAUGCCUUACUAGACAUCAAAGAAUUCACUCUGGAGAGAAACCAUACAAAUGUCAAGAAUGUGGCAAAGCCUUUAGGUUGAACUCACACCUUUCUAGACAUCAAAGAAUUCACUCUGAAGAGAAACCGUAUAAAUGUCAAGAAUGUGGCAAAGCUUUUAACCAGCAUUCACACCUUUCUGCACAUCAAAGAAUUCAUUCUGGAGAGAAACCCUAUCAAUGUCAAGAAUGUGGCAAAGCCUUUAACUGGGGCUCAGACCUUUCUAUACAUCAAAGAGUUCACUCUGGGGAAAAACCCUACAAAUGUCAAGAAUGUGGCAAAGCCUUUAAGCUGAAGUCACACCUUUCUGUACAUCAAAGAAUUCAUUCAGGGGAGAAGCCCUACAAAUGUCAAGAAUGUGACAAAACCUUUAAUCAGCACUCACACCUUUCUAUACAUCGAAGAAUUCACUCUGGAGAGAAACCCUACAAAUGUCAAGAAUGUGGCAAACCCUUUACCCGGUGCUCAGACCUUUCUGUACAUCAAAGAAUUCACUCUGGGGAGAAACCCUACAAAUGUCAAGAGUGUGGCAAAACCUUUAAUGUUAGUUCAUGCCUUACUAGACAUCAAAGAAUUCACUCUGGAGAGAAACCAUACAAGUGUCAAGAAUGCGGCAAAGCCUUUAAGCUGAACUCACACCUUUCUGUACAUCAAAGAAUUCACUCUAGAGAGAAAACCUACAAAUGUCAAUAAUGUGGUAAAGCCUUCAACUCAUACUCAAACCUUUCAGUGCAUCAAAGAAUUCACUCUGGAGAGAAACCCUUCAAAUGUCAACAAUGUGGCAAAUCUUUUAACCAGCAAUCAUACCUUUCUUUCUUUUCUUUUUUUUUUUUUUUUGAGAUGGCCUCAAGCUGUCACCCUGGGUAGAGUUCUGUCAUCACUGUUCACAGCAACCUCCCAACCUCUGGGCCUAAAUGACUAUCCUGCCUCAGUCUCCUGAGUAACUGAAUCUCUCAGUCUGAUGAACAAACUGCAACUUCAGAACAGGCUCAGCUGGGAAGGCUGAGUGUUGGCAAGCUUUCUCUCUCCAUCAUAGUAAACAAAUUGGUGUGCAUAACAUUAGAGCCUCUACUCUGCUCUCCCUGGACAUUCAGGGCCUCUGUUUCCCUCUUCUAUAUCUCUCUUCAAAAUGGAAGGUGAAAUGCAAACCCCUGUGAUCCCUAAAGUCCCACUGCUCAUUGGUUGAUGAUGUCUUUGUUUAACCCUUUUGAUGCUUUUCAACUGCCUUAACCCUUUGUUUGGACGAAGUCUCCUCUUCAGGCUAGAGACCUAAAUCCUUUAAAUCCACAGGCCUCCUUUCUCAUGUCUUUAUAAAGAAAAGACAAUUAGGAUGCAAUUUUAUUUCAAAGUAGAAAAAAGAAGCAAGAAGUAUCCAAAAUGUAGGUGUGAAAUGUGAAGAAAGUCACAACUAUGAAAAACAAUGGGUCAUAAGGAACUUUAAAGGGUAAGGGAAUAAAUUUGGCGAGGGCAUAAAACUCAUAUAGCAAUGUUUUUCCUAAAAUAAAUCAUGGUUUGAUAAGAAAAAUUUGGGAUAAACACAGGGCUUCAGUAUGUCAAAAAUAGUCUGUAAGGCAUGAUAUUUGCAAAGGUGGAUUUAUUAACAUUUUGUAUGUUAACAAGUUGGUCUAAUUGAAAGGAAAUCUCUAAUUAAAACAACAAAGUGGGCUGGGGGCCUUGGCUCAGGCCUGUAGUUCUGCCCCUCUGGGAGGCAAAGUUGGCUGCAUUGCUUGAACUUAGGAGAUUGAGACAUGCCUGAACACAACCGAUACCCGUCUCUAACAAAAAUAGAAAUGCUGAGGCAAGAGGAUCUCUUGAGCCUAGGGGUUGGAGGUGCUGUGAACUAUUAUGCCACAGCACUGUACCCAGGGUGACAGCUUGAGAUUCUGUCUCAAAGGAAUAAAAAUAAAAAAAUAAGACCACAGGCUUGGCACCUGUGGCUCAAGUAGCUAAGGUGCCAGCCACAAUACACCUGAGCUGGAGGGUUCCAAUCUAGCCCAAACAACAAUAAUGGCUGCAACCAAAAAAUUAGCCAGGCAUUGUGGCGGGUACCUGUUGUCCCAGCUACUUGGGAGGUGGAGGUAGGAAAAUCGCUUGAGUCCAGGAAUUGGAGGUUGCUGUGAGCUGUGAUGCCACAGCACUCUACCCAGGGUGACAGCUCUAUCUCAAAAAAUAAUAAUAAUAAGACCAUCAAGUGUUCUUUUUGUUAUGAGACCUUGUUUAAAACCUCUUGAAACUGGCAAAUAAAUUGCAUCAAUUAUUCAGCAUCAAUCUUCCACUAUGGUGUGAAAAUAAAUCUCCCUCUCUGUAUGUUUUCUGCCUGCCUGCAGCUGUAUGUGAUUAGUUAUGGGUGUUGAGAUCAACAUUAUUAUUAAGCUGUUCUUUCUAUUCAAGGUUAUCAGUCACUCCUUUGAAACCAAAGGAAGAACAAAAGGAGCCAACUUUAUCCUUUAAAAUUCCACUCUCUUUUUCUCAGCUGUCUGACAUUUUCACUCGUUCCUCUGUGUCUUUAAUUCACUCUUCACACCUCUUGGAUUUUUGUUGCUAAGCUAAGAUGAUAGAACACGUACAUGUAACUUCUGCCACACUUGAACAACAACAAUUUUUUCUUUCACAAAUGUGUACUCUGGCCACACUGCACCUUUUCUGGUUGUGGGACAAAAUGGGGACUCCAUGCCCUUAUUGCUGCACUUUUUGAGUUGUGACAUUUUCAAGGUGUUUGGACUAGAUUUUUUACCUACUGCAUCACUGUGGUCUUUUAUAAACCUACAGCCUUGUUUUUUUUUUUUUGUAGAGACAAGAGUCUCACCCUAUGGCCCUCGGUAGAGUGCCGUGGCCUCACACAGCUCACAGCAACCUCCAACUCCUGGGCUUGAGCGAUUCUCUUGCCUCAGCCUCCCGAGUAGCUGGGACUACAGGCGCCUGCCACAACGUCCGGCUAUUUUUUGGUUGCAGUUUGGCCGGGGCUGGGUUUGAACCCGCCACCCUGGGUAUAUGGGUCCGGCGCCCUACCGACUGAGCCACAGGCGCCGCCCCCUACAGCCUUGCUUUUGUCUUGGCUUUAUAAAACCUCUCGUUAGCCACCCCUCAACUGGAGGCAAAUGGUCUGUGAUAAACCUCUUCACAGACUCCCUGAGAAAGAUCCAGGAAGACACUCCAGACUCCUCUCAGGUUGAAUCAAUGGGCAGCCUUUUCACUAUGGUCACAGGUAAGAAUCAGAGCAGACAGGGGCAUCAUCUGAGCAAGAGGACUGGGUGAGGCAAAGGCUAAACAGAGGUGCCCAAGUACAGAUAGGUAUGAAACUCAGGUAUUCAGGGUAGAAUGUGGUUAGAUAGUUGGUAGCAGAUGCCUCCUGCACCUGGAAACUGACAUUGUGAUUUUGGGUGGGAAAUGCUGGGCCUGGAGAACCUGAGAUGGGCCCAGCAUUGUCCACAGGUAUUACUUCGUCCACAACAAUGAUGCCUUUCUGGACAGCGACUAUUUGCCUCAAUGUCUGUAGGGAUGCCUUGUCUGAUGGGUAGUCUAUCCUCUCUUCUCUACCUGUGCAAAGCUGUGGGUCAAGACUUUCUAACAAAUGCUAGGGCUGCAUAUUUAGUGCUUCAUACUGCAACUCUCUCCUAUGACUAAACGACCUGGUUCUGUAGCAGGAGUGACAGUUCAGCCAGAAUACAAAUUCUUUCUUAAACCUCUUACAUGAUGGAUUGGAGAAAAAGAUAUACCUCAUUGAUAUAUCUUUGAUUGAUUUCCUUGUCUUGCUGGGGAGAGUCUUGUCUAAAUUAUGUACUCAGAUUACCUCUGUCCAGAAAACAGUAGCCUUCCAAUGAAGUUACAGCAUGAACAUGUCUGGUAGGAGCUACUCAAGCAUCUGGAGGCUGAGGACAAAUGGUCAGAAGAAAUCAACAUCCAGGAAGAGGAUACCGCUAGGAAAUCCCUCAGGAUCACCCCAGUUGAAGCCCACUUAAAAUCAGAAGCUCAACCACCACAAAAAAUCUAUACUUUUGAAGCAUGAAGCAAUAAUAGACAUAGCCCCUUUGAUUAAAACUUCAUGAGAUGUGGACCUAUAAGGCUCGGUGAAUCUUUAUAUAAAGCCGCCAUUUAUAAAUUGUUUUGGUUGGGGACAGAGUCUAACUUGGUAACCCUCAUUAGAGUGCUGUGGGAUCACAGAUCACAUCAACAUUAAUCUAUUGGGCUCAAUCAAUUUUCUUACCUCAGCCUCCCAAGUACCUGGGAAUACUGGUGCUGGCCACACACCCGGAUAUUUUUUAGAGAUGUCUAGCUCUGGCUUAGGCUGACCUUGAACCUAUGAGCUCAACCAGUCUAUCCACCUCAGCCUCCCAAGUGUUGGGAUGACAGUUGUGAGCCACCACACCAGGUGAACACCCCUAUUUUCAUUGAAAAACCUAAAGGGCAGAGCCUGUGUCUCAGUGGGUAGGGAGCUGGCUCCAAAUAUCAAAGUUGGCAGGUUCAAACCAGGCCCUGGCUAAAACAGAAGUAACAACUGCAACAAGAAAUAACUGAGCAUUGUGCGGGGCGCCUAUAGUCCCAGCUACUUGGGAGGCUGAGGCAAGAGAAUCACUUAAGCCCUGGAGGUUGAGGUUGCUGUGAGCUGUGAUGCCACAGCUCUCUACUAAGGGUGACAAAGUGAGACUGUCUCAAAAAAACGAAAAAUUUCUCAGGGGCACAUGACAACUGGGUAUGUGAAAGUGCCAGUGAGAAGGAGAAGACACAGCAAACUCCACGAUGUAAACUCAGGUUUUAACUUCACUCUGUCUAUAAAUACCACUGGUGUUUUUCAUCUUCUGUAAUAGUAACAUAUACAAAUGGUUCCCACCUGAAUGGUCAGCACGCUGUAGACUUAGUCAUUUGACACCCUCUGCUACCAAGUACUCCACUAUAAAUGCCAGUCGAAUUACAAAGUUGGCCUCCUUUGUUCCUAAGGUGGUACUUUAUAGACAUACAAAAUGUGACAAUGUAAGAAAUGCCCUUGGCGAUGUAGGGAUCAUGACAAAACCUGCCUUUUUCCCUUGGUUGCUUCAUUAAAAGAUUAACUCACAAUUGUAGUUUUUUUUUUUUAAUUUUUUUUGUGUGUGUUUUUGUAAUUGUGGUAGAUUAAUAAGAGAAAGGUCGGGAGGGCGGCACCUGUGGCUCAGUGAGUAAGGCGCUGGCCCCAUAUGCCGAGGGUGGUGGGUUCAAACCCAGCCCCGGCCAAACUGCAUCCAAAAAAUAGCAGGGCGUUGUGGUGGGCUCCUGUAGUCCCAGCUGCUUGGGAGGCUGAGGCAAGAGAAUUGCGUAAGCCCAAGAGUUAGAGGUUGCUGUGAGCCGUGUGACAUCAGGGCACUCUACCCGAGGGCGGUACAGUGAGACUCUGUCUCUACAAAAAAAAAAAAAAGGUCGGGUGGUGCCCGUAGCUCAGUAGGUGGGGCACUGGCCACAAACACUAAGGCUGGUAGGUUCUUUUUUGUGUGUGUGGUUUUUGGCCGGGGCUGGGUUUGAACCCGCCACCUCUGGCAUAUGGGACCAACGCCCUACUCCUUGGGCCACAGGCGCCGCCCAGGUUUUUUUUUUUGAGACAGAGUCUCAGUAUAUCACCCUUGGUAAGAGAGCUGUGGCAUCACAGCUCACAGCAACCUCAAAUUCCUGGGCUCAAGCUAUUCUUCUGCCUCAGCCUCCAAGUAGCUGGGACUACAGGCACCCGCCACAAUACCUGGCUGUUUUUAUUGUUGUUCUUGCAGUUAUCAUUGUUAUUGAGCAGGCCCAGGCCGGAUUCGAACCUGCCAGUCUUGUUGUAUGUGUCUGGUGCCUCAACCACUGAGCUACGGGCACCAAGCCAGGAUGGCAGUUUCUAACCCAGUGUGGGCCAGCUAAAACAACAAUAGCAAAAAAAAAAAAAUAGCUAGGCAUUAUGGGACGCUCCUGUAGUCCCUGCUACUUGAGAAGCUAGGGAGGAGAAUCGCUGAAGGCCAAGUGUUGGAGGUGACUGUGAGCUGUGACACAAUGACAUUCUACCCAGGAAGACAGUUUGAGACUCUAUUUAAAAAAAAAUAACAAUAAAUAAGAAAAAGGUUUAAUUCUAAAUACCAUGUGUAUGGUAGAAGCACAUGAAUGAUUACCCAUAGAUUGGGUGAUCAGAGACUUUUAUAGAUGCCUUUUGGAAGGGAGGGGAGAAGAAUGUGGAAAGUGCAGGUGCAAAAAGUAGUUGCUGGGGGAGACUGUGUGUAGAUGGGUGGAAACAGAUUUAUCUGUAGAUUAACCUCAGAGACAGGUAUCCUGCUUGAAAUGAUCUUGGGGCCAGAUCUAUAGCAUGUAAUAAGGAAGUUAGCAGUCCCUUUUGAUUCUCAAUCAGGUUACUCAGGUUUUAUGUACAUAUUAAAAAGGCCUAUUCAAUGCUUCCUGAUCAUGACUGGCUUUUAUUGCUUUUUUCUUUCUUUCUUUUUUUUUUUUAUUAGAGACAGUCACUUUAUCAUCCUUGGUAGAGUGUCGGGGCAUCACAUAUCACAGCAACCUCCAACUCUUGGGCUUAAGCGAUUCUCUUGCCUUAGCCUCCUGAGGAGCUGGGACGAUAGGUGCCAGCCAUAACGCCCAGCGAUUUUUUUGUUGCCAUUUGGCAGGGGCUGUGUUUGAACCCGCCACUCUCUGUAUAUGGGGCUGGCACCCUACCCACUGAGCCACAGGCACCACCCCUUGACUGGGCUUUAUUUGAAAAUAUUCUUUAUACCAAGUGUUAGGCCUAAGUGGGCCUAGGCUAAAGCAGAUAAGUGUCAGGCCUAGGCUAUAAUGGAAAAAUACCAGUUAACUCCUGGCAAAUUUCCAGACUGCAAUUUUUCAAAAAAGAAAUGAAAUAAGUCUAAUUCAACCCCAAGAUAAAUGAGAAAGUACUAAUUGUUUUCUUACUUUUAGUUCGCUCCCAGUUUUUCACUUGGCUAACUCCCUGGGAGACAAACCAACUGUCCUUGGAAUGACCUUUAAACAAUACCAGGUGCAGCAAAUACUGAGGCAAAGAUGUAUGAAACUAAUAUGUCUAUGGGGUGUAUGACAUAUAACUAACCCCCAAAUUCUGCUUCUGUAAAAUGCUUGCUUGCUAUUCUACCCAGAUACACCUGGACAGCCUGAGUACCAACCAGGAUGCAGACCAAGCCUUACAAACCCAACCCCUUAAACACUCGGGGCUGCUCUCAGAAACACCAUGUGACACUGAGGCAGUUACCAAUUGGCUCUUCAAUAAAAGCACUCUGGUAUGAAUUCAA
This is a messenger RNA of Nycticebus coucang (slow loris), 9788 nucleotides long. Its product is annotated as zinc finger protein 91-like. The transcript has 4 exons. Gene Ontology annotation, molecular function: RNA polymerase II cis-regulatory region sequence-specific DNA binding; DNA-binding transcription factor activity, RNA polymerase II-specific. Gene Ontology annotation, biological process: regulation of transcription by RNA polymerase II. Lineage: Eukaryota; Metazoa; Chordata; Mammalia; Primates; Lorisidae. Bases 310 to 3240 code for a protein of 976 amino acids. The record is from RefSeq and is a predicted model, not a curated record.